UGAAUUUUCGUGGUUUUAUUUGGGUUGUAAAUUGCGAAGUGAAAAUGUCAAAGAAAAACUGAUUUUCCUGGAUCGAAGUCAAGGCCAGAAAAAAGUCGCUUGUCACUGUCAGUGGAGUGCGUUGAAAAUUGACAAUUGCGGAAAAAAGGAUGUCUUUGAAGCCUCGUUUCGUGGAUUUCCCCUCCACCUGGGGGGCUAUAAAGGACACAAUAAAAGGCGUCAUCACUUUGGAUCAUGUGGCGCGAACUGUAUGGAAUGACAGGUUCUCCGAUGUCUACUCUCUUUGUGUUGCCCAUCCGGAACCUAUGGCCGAUAGGCUCUAUGCAGAAACAAAACAGUACCUUGUGGAUCACGUGGCAAAGUUGCUGGAAAAAGUGCAGGAAGAAGGAGACAACAACCUCAUACGGAACUACUUCCACUACUGGUCUCAAUAUUCAGUCGGCAGCCAGUAUCUGCACAGUUUGUAUCUCUACUUGAAUCAGCAGCACAUCCGAACCCAAAAAUUAUCAGAUGCAGAGAUUAUUUAUGGAUCAUCAGAAAACAGUGGAGGCGAACAAAUGGAGAUUGGAGAGCUGGCUCUGGAAGUGUGGCAGUCUGGCAUGAUCGGGCCGCUAGGCGGGCGCCUAGUGCGCCUACUACUGGACGCCAUAGAUCGCGAUCGCGCCGAUUCGGGCCUGCACCCGAUCGCUGCGCCCACUGAAGCAGUGCGCGGCACUAUACUCAGCUUCGUGGAGGUGCAGGGCUACCGCAAGAAGGCGCAGCUGCAGCUGUACCAGGAGAUCUUCGAGGCGCCCUUCUUGGACGCCAGCGGGGAGCAUUUCAAGCGCGACGCUGCAAGGUUGUUGCAAGAGAGAGACGUCUCUCUGUACAUGGAACGCGUCAAGGCGAAAAUCGACGAGGAAUUGAAAAGGGCGCGCAAAUUUUUGCACUCGAGCUCUCUGCCGAAAGUGACGCACCGGUGCGAAACGCACAUGGUCGCCGAACAUCUGCAGUUCCUCUACAGCGAGUGCAUGAACAUGGUGCAGAGCGAGCGCAAAAAGGAUUUGAGCAACAUGUACGAUUUGCUGCGCAGCGUGCAAAACGCCAUGGUUGUUUUAGUGGACACCGUCCUGGACCACAUCAAAACGCAGGGAUUAACCGCCAUAGGGAAUUUACAGGGCGAAAAUAUACACAUCAACUUCGUGGAGAACCUACUGACCGUCUACAAGAAGUACAAGCAGCUGAUACAGGACGUAUUUAAAUCCGAUCAGAACUUCAUGGGGGCUUUGGAUAAAGCCUGCAACUCGGUUAUAAACCACAGACCCAACAACGGCAAAACUGCGUGCAGAUCGCCGGAAUUACUGGCGAAAUAUUGCGACACUUUGCUGAAAAAAUCCAGCAAAGGCAUUAGCGAGACGGAAGUCGACGAAAAGUUAGCUGAAAGUAUAACGAUUUUCAAAUAUAUAGACGACAAGGACGUUUUUCAGAAAUUCUACUCCCGCAUGUUGGCCAAGAGGCUGAUCCAUCAGCAAACGCAAUCCAUGGAUGCUGAGGAGGCUAUGAUUAACAGGUUAAAACAGGCUUGCGGCUACGAGUUCACAUCUAAAUUGCACCGCAUGUUUACCGAUAUGUCCGUCAGUACAGAUUUGAACAACAAAUUUUCUGCGUAUUUAAAAAAAUCCAGCAUAGAUUUGGGAAUAAAUUUCAGCAUAUACGUUCUACAGGCCGGCGCGUGGCCUUUGGGACAGGCAGUCGUAACCCCUUUCGCUUUGCCUCACCAAUUGGAGAAAAGCGUCCAAAUGUUCGAGACUUUCUACCAUCAAGGUUUUAACGGCAGAAAAUUGACGUGGCUGCACCACCUUUGCCAGGCGGAAUUGAGGUUAGGUCACCUGAAAAAAUCCUACGUCGUCAACGUCCAGACGUUUCAAAUGGCGAUUUUGCUGCUGUUCGAGAGCACCGACUCGCUUCUGUGCAAAGAUAUCCGGGAAACUUUGCAGCUGAAUCAGGACCAGUUUAACCGUCACGCCAUCUCUCUGAUCGACAGCAAACUGCUGCUGGCGGAUGCCGAGGAUUUGACGCCGGAAGUGACGUUGCGCUUGAACAUGGACUACUCGAAUAAGCGGACCAAGUUUCGCAUCACAGCGGCUGUGCAAAAAGAAACGACUCAAGAGGUCGAACAGACCAUGAAUUCCGUGGAAGAAGACAGGAAAAUGUAUCUGCAAGCAGCCAUUGUUAGGAUUAUGAAGUCCAGGAAGGUGCUCAAGCAUAAUCUGCUCAUACAAGAGGUUUAUGCCCAGUCAAAGGUAUCAUUCGCCCCCAGUGUACAGCUCAUAAAAAAAUGCAUCGAAUCCUUGAUCGAUAAACAAUACAUAGAACGUACCCCCCACUCUAGCGAAGAAUACAGCUACGUUGCCUAAUUUCCUUUUUACCCCCCCUCUUUAUAUACCCCUUUCUUUUUAUUGUAAUUAAUUUAUUGUUAUUUCCCUGCGCUAACGCCAAAAACCAUUAAACAAAGGAAGUAAUACUCAACUUAUUUCUUUUUGAUUUAUCGUCGAACUGGAACGACACCCAUCUCAAUUUUGAGGUUAUCCAACUGUCAAAGUGUCGUUCUCGGUACUAAAUAUUUAUGUUGUGUAAAAUAUGUACAUAUUUAAUGAUUAACAGAAAUUGGUUGUUUAAAGCAUUAACAAAAUGAUGAUAAAUUUAGGAUUAAUUUAAAUAAUUCUGCAAAAUUAUUUGUUGUAUUUUUAAUAGGAGAGAUGAUGAAUUGUUUAUUUAUUUCGAAAUGUGGGAGGAACCAUGUGUAAGUGUUUUCUAAUAAAAUGAUUUUGCCA
This is a messenger RNA of Brassicogethes aeneus, 2813 nucleotides long. NCBI's taxonomy places the organism in Eukaryota, Metazoa, Arthropoda, Insecta, Coleoptera, Nitidulidae. The record is from the annotation of a GenBank genome assembly.